CUCUUUUGCAAUUCGUCACUCAUUUCUAUCCCACUCUCUAGGGUUUAGCAAAAGCCAGUUCUUCAACAGAAGAAAAAUAAUGGCGACUAAAGCCCUUGUUAGAACCGGAGCGUCGCUGAUGAACCGGCUGAUAGCGAAUCCGCUUCUCAAGCAGAAGCCGAUUUCCAACCACCGAAUUGCGAAUCAAGGCUUCCAAAUCACUCCUCAGCUCUUCCCGUCUCUCUUGAAGCCACAACCCUCUCUCCAUUUUCCUCAAAACGAUGCCGACUCCCUCUCUAAAGUCUCCUCUUUAGGGUUUCUCUAUCCGACUGGCCUCCCUUCUUUCCGCUUCUUCCUGCCGGACGUGGAUUCAGCCAGCGAGCCAAUGCUCUUAUUCCCCAAAAGAACAUAUCAGCCUAGUCAUAUCAAGCGCAAAAGGACUCAUGGAUAUUUUGCUCGCAAGGCAACAAAGGGUGGCCGACGAGUCAUUGCUCGAAGAAUAGCAAAGGGUCGUUCGAGAAUUACUGCUUAACAUCUCUUUUACUGGUAAUGUUUUGAUCAGAAUCAAAUUUCAAUGCUCCCUGAAAUGUGGUACAACUAAGCAAUUUCAAAACACUUUUGCUCAACUCUGUUGGCUCUGCCUGUCCUGGUGACACCUUGGAGGAGUAUUGUUCUUUCUUCAGAUAGAUGUUUUUUUUAGUGAUAUCUGAUAUGUUGACUAUUAGAUUGUCUUUCAAUACAUUAGUGUUUGCAAGAAUUAACUGACUAAGAAAGUUAUGAAAAUGGUUGUAGUUCAUUAUCAGGAAGUGUAGUUGCAUUUGAUUUGAUCUCUGUUUGUCUGCUUAGAACAAUUGAAAUUUUGAGUCUGAUUUAGAGAUCAAAGAUUGUGUUAGGAAGGACAAAUUGCGUUUGUUGAUUCCAAAAGGAUGUGUACCAACUCUUUUCUUCCUAAUACAUACAGUGCAACUGCUUGUUAGUCUUUGGAUGAAGUUUUAUGAUGAGCGUGGAACAAUAUUCUACCA
Molecule: messenger RNA, 1001 nt
Organism: Theobroma cacao (cacao)
Lineage: Eukaryota; Viridiplantae; Streptophyta; Magnoliopsida; Malvales; Malvaceae
Product: Ribosomal protein L34
Biological process (GO): translation
Cellular component (GO): mitochondrial large ribosomal subunit; ribosome
Molecular function (GO): structural constituent of ribosome
Source: RefSeq, a predicted model, not a curated record